Ipomoea nil (Japanese morning glory) is the source of this 903-nucleotide messenger RNA. Its product is annotated as myb-related protein 305-like. Gene Ontology annotation, molecular function: sequence-specific DNA binding; DNA-binding transcription factor activity. Gene Ontology annotation, cellular component: nucleus. Lineage: Eukaryota; Viridiplantae; Streptophyta; Magnoliopsida; Solanales; Convolvulaceae. Gene Ontology annotation, biological process: regulation of DNA-templated transcription. The coding region runs from base 22 to 630 and encodes 202 amino acids. The transcript is spliced from 3 exons. The record is from RefSeq and is a predicted model, not a curated record.
CCUUCUCUCUCCCUGAAAAAAAUGGAUAAAAAACCUUGCAACUCUCAAGAUGUUGAAAUAAGGAAGGGACCUUGGACUAUGGAAGAGGAUUUGAUUCUCAUAAACUACAUUGCAAAUCAUGGUGAAGGUGUUUGGAACUCUCUAGCUCGAUCUGCUGGUCUGAAGCGUACCGGGAAGAGUUGCCGGCUCCGGUGGCUAAACUACCUCCGGCCAGACGUCCGGCGGGGGAAUAUUACGCCGGAGGAACAACUCCUGAUUAUGGAAUUGCAUGCUAAGUGGGGAAAUAGGUGGUCGAAAAUUGCGAAACAUUUGCCGGGGAGAACAGAUAACGAGAUAAAGAACUACUGGAGGACUAGGAUCCAGAAGCAUAUGAAGCCGCAGGCGGCCGGAGGAGAAAACGCGGCGACAAGGCAGAGCAGUUCCAGCUGCUGCGGCGGCGAGCAAGCGAGCACAAGCCAAGCGUCGGCGCCCGACACGGUGGAAACCUAUUCUCCCACCUCGUACGCCAGUAACAACAACAACAACAACAUGGACGCCACCUUUCAGCAGGGCCCUUUCGCCACUGAAUCAAACGACAACAUGUGGAGCAUGGAAGACCUCUGGUCCAUGCAUUUGCUUAACGCAGAUUAAACCUUAAUUAGCUACCCAGGAUGCCAAUAUCCUAGCUAAUUAAAUUAAACCCUAUCUACCAUAAUCAUUCCGGCCGCCUGGCCGGCCGGCCGGCCGGCAUAUUCCCCCGCCGCUACUGCAUGCAUGUAGUACGUAGUUUAUAUAUAUUAUAUUAUACAUAUAUGUUUAAAAUUCUGCAUUAUUCAUAAGUAAUGACGACUACUGUGUAAUAUACGAUGAUAAUCGUACACCUCUGUUUAUAUACUAAAUCCAAGUCUACUUAUAUUGUGUUAA